AUGGAUUCUGGGCCCGCGCAGGAGGUCACCGAGUUGUUAAGGCAGUGGGAGGAACAGCACACGACACCAAAUUAUGAUCCUAUACCGACUUUGACGAGAAUAGCAGAGAUAAUAGAAGCAGAGACAGAGAAUUUCAUGAAGAAAGAUCCAGAUCCGUUUGACGAGAGACAUCCAUCCAGGACAGACCCAGAGUGUGCAUUGGGGCACUCUCUUAAAGUUAUGUUUAAAAAAGACAAUUUUAUGACUAAGUUAGUAAAUGACUAUGUACGUGAUACGUACUACUCACGCCAGAAUAUAAUAGGACGGGAUGUGCACAAACUGAAUGUAGCUGCUUGCAGACUCACGCUUGACCUCAUGCCCGGAUUGGAAAUGAGCGUUGUGUUUCAGGAUAACGAAUCCCUUAUACACCGUCUCGUUAGCUGGGCGAUAAAUUCCCAAGAACCUCUCCAAUCCUAUGCGACGGGUCUGCUGGCAGCCGCUAUGGAGGUGCAGGAGAUAGCCACGAACUUUAGAGAUCUGAACGCAAUGCUGGUACCGCUCAUGUUGAAACGGCUCCACGAGUUGAGGAACAAGUCCCUGGAAGAAAAGCCCCAAGCCCAGCAAAUAAAUCAGACUAGGCACUUUGCGCAUUUCGACAAAAGAAAAAGCGGUGACCUCAAAUGUAACGGACCUUCCAGCGAAACAACGAGCGUGCAAAAAGAUGGAGUUGAUGAUGGUGGAGGAGAGGUGAUGGACAUAGAAGUUCCUCCAAACACACCUGUAAAAUCACCUGGUACUCCUAUCAAACAUAACUCUGUCUUGUGGUCGCCGCCGGGUAAUUCACUCCGACCUGUACCCAUACAUGAGACUUCGUCUAACUCCAGUUGGGUCGAAAUGGAGACUUAUGUCAUAGGUAAUAUUCAAAUACACCCGCUCACAGAUGCUACCAAACAAAUGUUAACUCUUAGGUAUUUAACACCAAUGGGGGAGUACCAAGAAUUCCUGUCUCACGUGUUCGAGAAGGACGCCUUAGGACUUAUACUUGGGUACCUGAAUGUGCGAGAGUCUAAAGAUUCUAGACUUGCCUUCGAAGCUCUGAAGUAUUUGGCAGCUCUGCUCUGUCACAAGAAGUUCUCUAUAGACUUUAUCAACACGGGUGGACUUCAGAAAUUUCUUGAAGUGCCCCGUCCAUCAGUUGCCGCUACUGGCGUGUCGAUAUGUCUGUACUACCUGGCCUACUGCGAAGAUGCCAUGGAGCGCGUCUGUAUGUUGUCCAGGAAGACCUUGGCUAACCUCGUACGGUACGCGCUGUGGUUGCUAGAAUGUUCCCACGACUCCGGUAGAUGUCAUGCGACCAUGUUCUUCGGGCUCUCGUUCCAGUUUAGAGUUAUUUUAGAAGAGUUCGACAAUCAGGAUGGUCUACGGAAGCUGUACAAUGUGAUAUCGACCCUGCCGAUCCUCGGUUCCGAUGAAGAAGAGCUCAGGGUGUCUGAUGAUGAGACUUCUGCAGCGCGGCAGAUCGUCAGACACGUCUGCGUCGCCCUUAGGAGAUACUUUGAAGCCCAUUUAAGAAUUCGUGCGGCCGUCGUUUCUAGGCAACAGGGAGACAAUAUAACAGAGCCACUGCCUUACAAGGCAUCGAAGUCGCUACCCGAAGAGAUUCAAGACCAAAUAGAGCUGGUGCAAAACGCUCCGUGGUCACGGUGGCCACCUGUCGACGAACUUGUCGAGUUGGGCGGAAUCACGCUGUUGUUGCAGGUCGUUGCCUACGCUUAUGACUGGAAUUUCAACGGGAGGGCAGAAACUGUGAGGUCAGCUUUAGAUGUGGUCUCCGUGUGCUGUGUCUCGCCUCGCGUACAAUUGCUUCUAACUGAAAAGAUCAAUAUGCGUGAGGCAGAACUAACUGCUGGAAUCAGUAUUGUAUUGGGCGCUGCGGAUGGCGACAUUGUCGUCGAGCCGGAGGUACAAAAGGCAGCUCUUAAUGUUCUAGUCAACUGUGUGUGUGCACCUUUACAUAGGGCUGGAAUUUUAACGGGGCGAAUCUCGAUAGCGGGUUUCAGGAAGAAGACGUUGAUGAAGUCAUUCGAAGAUAUUAUCCAGAAGGUGUGGGAGAGUGUUAGAACUAACAAUGGAAUUAUGGUUCUUUUAUCACUGAUGAUGACCAAAUCGCCAAUAACGGACGCCGAUAGAAUAAGGGGUUUGGCCUGUCGGGCCCUCUGUGGUCUCGCGCGAUGUUCCACGGUUAGGCAGAUCAUCUCGAAGCUACCACUAUUCACCACGUCUCAAAUACAAGUACUUAUGCGCGACCCGAUCCUUCAAGAGAAACGUCAAGAGCACGUCAUGUUCCAGAAGUAUGCUCUGGAACUGCUGGAACGAGUCUCUGGCAAGAGCAAGCACAAAGGUGCGGAGUUCGAGACCUCGCUGGCUAACAUACAUAGGGCGAAUGUGGUCGCUCAAACGAAGAUCAACUACAACGAACGGCAGCUCCUUCAGCUGAUGGUUCGCCAUUUGUCUGACCGCGGUUUGAAUGAGGCAGCGUCGACGCUGAUCCGGGAGGCGGGACUGCCGUGUCCGUGCCCGGUGCCCGCGCCCCCACCUCCUCCCGUUUACACACCUUCCACACCUGUUAGAACGCGUAUGUCAGUAUCUCGGACCAGCAGCAGCACGUCAUUACAUCGGGACAGCUUGGAUCAUUCUCACAUUAAUAAUGAAGACAGUCCGAUGCCGCCAAACGUUAUUAAAGUUAGAAAAGUCCAAAACCAAUCGUUGUCCACCAGCGUCGUGGGCGCAAGCACACCUGGUUCAGAAUACAAGCGUUCACUUCAGAAGCAGUUGAGCAUUGGGGGCGCGGAGCGUGCCCCCUCCCCCCCGCGGGUCACACUGCACUCCAUCAUCACGGAAUAUCUGUACAACCAGCACGCACUAUGCAAGAACCCGGUCGUUACCUGCCCGCAGUUUAAUCUUUUUGAGCCCCACCAGUGUCCGGAGCCGCGGUCCGGCGGCCUAGCGUCCAUCGGCGAUCGGUACGCGGAACCCGUAAAUUCGUGCGCACGCGUCAUCCGCCGGGAACUUGGAACAACGACGUCAUGCCGGGCGCAUGCCAACUUCGCCCACUCCCACUUCGCGGCCGCCAGGACACUUCGGCUGACAGAUGACGAUGCUUACUUCACGCACACGAUAUUUCAUCCCACGCAACAAAAGCUGCUAGCGGCUACUUCAUCUGGCGACAUUAGGAUAUUCAACUUAUUUAGCGGGGCUGAAGAAAACUCGUAUCAAGUACACGAUUCCUACAUAUAUCAUAUGCAGGCGAGCAGAGACGGUCUCUUACUACUAGCUUCAUCUUCAACUUCGUGGAGAACUCUGUCUGCAUUGUGGCAUAUGAAGGAGUUUGAACAAAGCUUUCAACUAGAGAACGAGGAGUACGUGGAAUUUUCGAAAAUGACAGACGACCGGAUCAUCGGGACCAAGGGGGAGGUGGCGACGAUCUUCGACACUCAGACCGGGCGAGAGCUGCUCACGCUCAAUCCCAGUUUGAGCAACCAAUACGCGAAGAAUAGGGCGACCUUCAAUCCUACAGAUGAACUCGUUCUAUCAGAUGGCGUUCUUUGGGAUGUAAAUUCAGGCAAGGAGAUCAGAAAAUUCGACAAAUUGAAUCAGACGCACAGCGGAGUUUUUCAUCCAAAUGGUUUGGAGGUUAUAUCAAAUACAGAAGUGUGGGACCUAAGGACGUUCCAUCUACUACGAACAGUGCCUGCGUUGGACAAAUCCGAGGUGAUAUUUAACCCGGCGUGCACAGCGCUCUACGCCGUGUGCUCAGACCAAGACUCGGAGGAUCGCAGUCAGUUCGAUACCAGUUUUAAAACACUUUGCGCGGCGGACUACUCUAGCAUAGCGACCGUGGACGUGAAACGCAACAUCUACGCGCUGAGCGUGUCGCGCUACGGGACACAGAUCUCCGUUGUGGAGAACCUGGGCGAUUUUGAGCAGGUCUCCGAGUCGUGCGUGAAGAUCUACGAUGUCGGCCGCAAGAGGGACCACGACGAUGACGCGGGGGUUGGGUUUUAUAUAAAUGGGGGUUGGGACCGGGGGAGGGUUUUUUUUAAAGGGGGAGUUCUCGGGGAGGGGUGUUGGGGGGGGGGGGGGGGUUUGGGGGGGGGGGGGGGGUGGUUGAAGAAAAAAAAAAUUGUUGGUUUUGGGGGGGAGGAGGAAGAAGAAGACUUGGCGGGCGGUUCCGAAAACGAUGACGGUUCCGAUUCCGCGACGGACAACGAUGAUGAAUUAGCGUCGAGCAUUUUUCGCAACGUUAUGAACUUAGCGGAGGGAGAGAGUUCCAGCGAGUCGUCGCGAGACGACAACGAGCCCGAGAGGAGGGAGGGGAGACGAGCGAGGACGCGAAGAAGGGCGGCAGAACACCACAGCAGCGACAGCGAUGGAGACGUGGAACUGGGAGACAUCGUCGAGUUUCGCGUCUUCGACUGA
Leptosia nina is the source of this 4458-nucleotide messenger RNA. NCBI's taxonomy places the organism in Eukaryota, Metazoa, Arthropoda, Insecta, Lepidoptera, Pieridae. The record is from the annotation of a GenBank genome assembly.